CACCUCUUUUUACUUCUUUUUCUCUCAGUCUCUCUCUUUCUGUCAGUGGGCAGGAACAUGAGCGUCACAGACAAGUCUUAGUGUAACCAUUAAAGCCUCUCGAGCCACAACCCCUCUCUUCUGACAUGAGUCUCCUUUAACUCUUGACCACAGGGAUUUUGCCUUCACAAAAUUACUCUAGCAUUUGAACCGUUUACCUGUUAUUGUUCUCUCGGAUUGAAGGGAUGUUUCCACUGCUUCUCUUAUUGUGCCUGCCACCUGCCUUGGCAGCUGUGGAUUGUAAUACUGAGUACAAGAAUGGUUACCAAGUCAGACUCAGUAUUAAAACAGCCCUUGGAGAUCAAGCCUAUGACUGGAACGAGAGUGAGAUGUUCCUCUUCAGAGCCACCAUCGCCUUUGCCAUGAGGAAAUUCAACAAGACUGAGGCGUAUGAGGUUUCCAACAUUGUUGUGUGCAACCAGACGCCAAGGGUUUCAUUUUGGUUCAUUGUGACAUCGCCUGAAGACCCUGCCCAAGCAAUCUCAAAGAACAUUGUGGAGCAGGCUGUCAGGGAGUCCCGCAACCGCAUAAACAACGCCUUCCUGCUGACCGACAAGUCGCUCGAGUUUCUGGGCAUCCCACCAACACUGGCAGCCCCCAUCAUCCCUGCCACCCCUCCCUGGCUCAUCGUCUUUGGGGUGGUAAUCGGUGCAGUCUGCGCCGGCAUCGUUGCUUUGCUCGUGACUUCUUUUGUCAAGAGGAGACGUGAGAAGAAGGCAAAGGUGGUCCCUGAGGAGGAGGAUCAGGCUAAAGGAACUGAUAAGGCUGUCACCGGUGAGACAUUUGAGGACAGAAAUGGAGUUUAUAACCUGGGCUUCGCAGACGAUGACCGUUUCACCCAGCUGUAGAGGCCUCUGAGCUACAAGCACACACCCAGGCGGGAUUCACCAAUCAUCACUCCAGUGGACCUCGACUCCACUCUCUUCUGAUCCGUGACAUUUCAAGGAAACCUUGACGAAUGAGUCAUGCUCAGUUUAUGAUCGCAUGACCCAUACCGCAGUCAACUGUUUUGCUUCCUCAACUUAACAUAUGCCAAGCAGCAACAGCAAAGCACUCCUCGUUGUAUUGUGCAACACUAUUCAGUGUAACGCAACAAUGUUAUACAACUUCAUGUCGUUUUGAAAGAGUUUUGCUAUGGUCAACACCUUCAAGGGAUUAAACAGGUUAAUGUGUUGCCCAUAUAAAUCUCAACAAAGGCCAGUCACGUGACACUGUAAAUGUUAUACUUCUGCUGCUUGGAAGACAAAAGCUAUAUUUUCAGAAAUUUGUAUUUUGUAGUUUUUAGAUGAGUUGUACAUAGUCCGUCUGUCAAGGCCUCUCUGAUCACGUGCACCUGUGAGUUUUUAUGGCUUACCAGAUAAAAAAUGUUUUGGUCCGCAGUACUAAAGCUCAUUCACCUGAAGAAGUUAUGCAACAUUCAAGCAACUUAUGUUUUAUAGAAUCUGGUAAAAUGGGAUUGGGGCUUCCUGGUUGCUUUCCUAUCCACAGACCAAAACUGUAAAUAAGACAAAUAAAACACUAAACAAAGUCUGA
This is a messenger RNA of Clupea harengus (Atlantic herring), 1572 nucleotides long. Its product is annotated as collectrin-like. The record is from RefSeq and is a predicted model, not a curated record. Lineage: Eukaryota; Metazoa; Chordata; Actinopteri; Clupeiformes; Clupeidae. Gene Ontology annotation, biological process: positive regulation of amino acid transport. Gene Ontology annotation, cellular component: extracellular exosome; plasma membrane.